GCCGUCCCGGGCGUUCAUGUGAUGCGGGGCGUCGCCGAGCGUUUGGGAGCUGGGGAGGCGAGCACCAGCGGAGGCUGGCAAACGGCGGCGGGAGCAGCGGCGGGAGCAGCAGCAUGGCUGCCCUGUACGGAGGUGUAGAGGGGGGAGGCACACGGUCCAAGGUCCUUUUACUCUCAGAGGAUGGGCAGAUCGUGGCAGAAGCAGAUGGACUCAGCACAAAUCACUGGCUGAUUGGAACAGAGAAGUGUGUGGAGAGGAUCAAUGAGAUGGUGAACAGGGCCAAACGGAAAGCAGGGGUGGAUCUUCUGGUACCUCUCCGAAGCCUGGGCCUAUCCCUGAGCGGUGGGGAGCAGGAGGAUGCGGUGAGGAUCCUGUUGGAGGAGCUGAGGGGCCGAUUUCCCUUCCUGAGUGAAAACUACUUUAUCACCACUGAUGCCGCCGGCUCCAUCGCCACAGCUACGCCGGAUGGUGGGAUCGUGCUCAUCUCUGGGACAGGCUCCAACUGCAGACUCAUCAACCCCGAUGGCUCUGAGAGUGGCUGCGGCGGCUGGGGCCACAUGAUAGGGGACGAGGGCUCAGCUUACUGGAUUGCACACCAAGCAGUGAAAAUAGUGUUUGAUUCCAUCGACAACCUAGAGGCGGCUCCUCAUGACAUUGGCUGUGUCAAACAGGCCAUGUUUGACUAUUUCCAGGUGCCAGAUCGGUUAGGAAUCCUCUCUUACCUGUACAGGGAUUUUGAUAAAAGCAGGUUUGCUGGAUUUUGCCAGAAAAUUGCAGAAGCUGCUCAGCAGGGAGAUCCCCUUUCCCGGUACAUCUUCAGGAAGGCGGGCGAGAUGUUGGGCAGACACAUUGUGGCAGUGUUGCCAGAGAUUGACCCGGUCUUGUUCCAAGGGGUGACUGGCCUCCCUAUACUGUGUGUGGGCUCUGUAUGGAAGAGCUGGGAGUUGCUAAAGGAAGAUGCUUGAUAAGUCCUGAUGUGUAGACAGCACAAAAGUUCCUUCUCAAGAAGAAGUUGCAAAACAGUAUUUCGGCCUCAAUUCAGACUACUCACAUGGACCUUCUGAUGGCAAAGCUGGCUCCGAGAAGCAGUGCCUCUGACAUGCACAGUAGCUUCACCUAUGACUCCUGUGUUCUGCCAUUCAGACCACAGGAGUUUGAAAGACACCCGGCAGACAAAAUGUGGUAUGUCCAUCAGUGGAAUAAUAUUUAGCAGAACGGAACAAAAUACCAGCAUAAAUUAUGCCACUGGUGAACCUCAGAAAUAGCCUCAGUGAAAAAAACAGACAAGACCACACAUUAUGUGAUUGCAUUGAUACUGUAUAUCCAAAAGAGGCAAAUUUAGAGACCAAAAAAUUAGUAGCUGCCUAGCGCUGGAAACAAUGUAAAUAGGCAUGAAAGAUACUGGGGGGGCAGGAGGUGAAAAGAUCUGUAACUGGGUUAUGGUUAUGGCUGUGCCACUCAGGAAAGUUACUAAAAUCACUGUAAAUUUUAUGAUAUGUAAAAUAUGCCUCAAUAAAGUUUAAAAGAAAAAAGACUUCUGCUUCCAAACCACCAUCCAGCAUUAAAUAUUCCUGAAGACUCAGACUCAGUAGGACAGGAUUAUCACUUACUGUUAAGCUGUAGAGUGAAAACAUUGUACCAUUUAAUAGUAAACAGUGAAAAAUGUUUUACUAUUUCAGGUCUAUUUUUCUGCAAAAUUAAAUAUCCUAGGAUGUUUCCUUAUUUUUUAAUAAAAAGUGGCCCGGAAGAAGAUAGGAUUGGGAAAGAAAGCUCAAACAAACCUCACAAAUGAGACUCCUCUUAACAACAAAACCUAAGAGGGCGCUUUCUUUUGGAAUAAAGAUGGUGCUUUUAACUUUCCUUCCUUUGCAGAUUGCUUUCCGUCCCCUGGGGAAGUAGUGGUGGAUCUCUUAGCUGUACUCUGUAGGAAUCAGUGUACUUAGCUGUCCU
Molecule: messenger RNA, 1950 nt
Organism: Talpa occidentalis (Iberian mole)
Lineage: Eukaryota; Metazoa; Chordata; Mammalia; Eulipotyphla; Talpidae
Gene: NAGK
Product: N-acetylglucosamine kinase
Exons: 10
Coding region: 114-965 (283 amino acids)
Molecular function (GO): N-acetylglucosamine kinase activity
Source: RefSeq, a predicted model, not a curated record